UACACUCACAACCAGGCUCUCCCACCCAGCCUCUCCCUCACACUCACACACACACACGUACACACAACACACACGUGCUCGCUGUCACACACGCGCAGUGCCGUCAGGAGCGCCGCCGCUGCUGGACCAUAGCCAUCUCACUGAAGGAGGUUCCAGCGGAGGGAAGAGAAAAGCCGCGGCGAGACAAAGGGAAGGAGGACGGUAGAAGGCGAGGAGCGAAUAGGAGCGCGGGGACCGGCACAAGGAAGGAGAGGACCGGCGCUUUGUGAAGAAGAGAAAAGCGAGGACCAGGAGGAGGGAGGAGGAGAGAAGGGAGGAAAAAAAAAAAAAAAGAGGAGGGGGAACAGGAAACGCGAUCACUUUCAGCUGCAGCGGUCCGUGUCGCAGCAUGGGCAAUGCACCAUCCCAAGCCAACGCUGGGGCCUGUUAUCCUAAACAAGAUCCCGAGCGUGGUGGCAGUCACAUGAUCUCCACAGAUGACCUGGAAUAUCCGCGAGAGUACCGGACGCUGGGGAACAGCGCGCGCCGCUUCUCCAACGUGGGCCUGGUGCACACGUCGGAGCACCGGCAUGGCGUCAGCGCCGCCCAGAGCCUGGAGGCGCUCACCAACCUGCACAAGGCCGACAUGGAGCGGAAACGGGACGCCUUCAUGGACCACCUGAAGAGCAAGUACCAGCAGCAGCAGCAGCAGCAGCUGCAGCACCCGCACCACAGCCCCCACCACAACCCUCCGUCCCCCUCGCCCUCUCACGCCAGCAUGAGGGGCUCCUCAGAGCGGUCGGCGCGGGAACAGCAACAGCCCAACUACUGGAGCUUUAAGAGCCGCAGCCCUCGCCAUUCCCAGUCCACCCAGUCCGGGCUCGCCGACCAGGCCGCCAAGCUCUCCUUCGCCUCGGCCGAGUCCCUGGAGACCAUGUCGGAGGCCGACAUCCCCAUCGGGUUCAACCGGAUGAACCGAUUUCGCCAGAGCCUGCCGCUGUCCCGCUCCGCCAGCCAGAAUAAGCUACGAUCUCCAGAUGAAUUUUCAGGUGUGCUGUUCCUGCAGUACGGGGACGAGACGCGCCGGGUGCACAUCACCCACGAGCUGAGCAGCCUGGACACGCUGCACGCGCUCAUCGUGCACAUGUUCCCUCAGAAGCUCACGGCGGGCAUGCUCAAGUCGCCCAACACCGCCAUCCUCAUCAAGGACGAGGCCCGCAACGUCUUCUACGAGCUGGAGGACGUCCGGGACAUCCAGGACCGCAGCAUCAUCAAGAUCUACCGCAAAGAGCCCAUCUACGCCUCGUACCCCGCCGCCGCGCACCUGGCUAACGGGGACCUGAGGAGGGAGAUGGUGUAUUCCUCUCGUGACUCCUCCCCGACACGCCGCCUCAACACCCUUCCGUCGUCCUCGGCCUCGGCGUCUGGCUCGCCGUCCCGCUCGCGCCUCUCCUACAGCGGCGGCCGCCCCCCGUCCUUCGCCGGGUCCCACGCCCAGCACGAGCAGGCGCGGCAUCCGCACCACCCGGCCGCCGGCCACGGCGCCAACGCCGGCCUGUCCCCCUCGCCGAGCGCCAUCCUGGAGCGCCGCGACGUCAAGCCGGACGAAGAGGUGUCAGCCAAAAACAUGGCCUUGAUGAAGAACGAGGGGCUGUACGCGGACCCCUACAGCCUGAUGCACGAGGGCCGCCUGAGCAUCGCCUCCACCCAGUCGCUCGCUGCCAUCGGAGACCCCUUCAGCUUCCCCGUCUCCACGGGCCUCUACCGCCGUGGCUCCGUGCGCUCCCUGAGUACCUACUCGGCCGCCGCCCUUCAGGGAGACCUGGAGGACUCCAUUUACAAACCCGGAGGCUCCCUGUACUCCGACACGUACUCCUCGGCCACUCUGGGCAUGGGUUUCCGCAUGCCGCCCUCAUCCCCUCAAAAAAUCCCCGACAUGCCGCUACGGGACCGGGACUCGUACUCCAGCUCGCCCAGGGCGUCCCCCGUCAGACAGACUUUCCGCAAGGACUCCGCCUCCUCCGUGUUUGUGGAGAGCCCCAAGUCCAGGCCCAGCUCCGGGUCUGAGCCGCUGUGUCUCACGGCUGGACCCGGGGACAGCGGCAGGUCCUCGUCUGGGUUUGGCUCUUCGUUGUCUGGGCAGGACUCAGACACAAGCAGGGAUCAUCGCCUGGAGCGAAUGGAGGCCAUGGAGAAGCAGAUAGCCAGCCUGACCGGCCUGGUCCAGAGCGUGCUGACCAGAGCGCCGGACAGUGAUAGCACAUGUGGCCUGCUGCGUCUCUGCAUGAUGGCGGGCUGCCCUCCGGACCAAGGGACGGAGUUUUCACGGCCAUUACCUUUCUCUUCCAGCGAGAAGACCGAAACCAACAGUGACGGCUCCGCCACUGGAACUGGACGGUUGAAGAAGAAAGCUCACACGCCGUCGGCGCCUCUAGCUCUGAUGCCGCCGCCGCCGUCCAACGCCGUCCACGUGAACAGCGUGGGCCGCCUGCAGAUGAAGCUCCAUCUGCACGGCCUGCAGCAAAACGCCAACGACCUGCGCAAGCAGCUCACCCAACUGCGCAAGACACAGAUGGAGAACCAGGAUUCAGUGCGAACUCUUCUCAAACGGACAGAAGCGGAGCUCAACGUGCGCGUGGCGGACGCCCUGAGGAAGCAGGAGGAUCCUCUGCAGAGACAGCGUCUCCUGGUGGAGGAGGAGAGGCUCAAGUACCUCAACGAGGAGGAGCUGAUCAUCCAGCAGCUGCACGACCUGGAGAAGUCCGUGGAAGAGAUCCAGAAGGAGUCGUCUGUCAACCACAAGCUGGUGACCGUGCAGGAGCUGGAGGAGAAGGCCACCGUUCUGAGGAAGCUGGGAGAAACGCUCACCGAGCUGAAGAAUCAGUUCCCGGGCCUGCAGAGCAAGAUGCGGGUGGUGCUCCGGGUGGAGGUGGAGGCCGUCAAGUUCCUCAAAGAGGAGCCGCACAGACUGGACGCCCUGUUGAAACGCUGCAAGAGUAUAACCGACACCCUCGCCACCAUGCGCAAACAAGCCAACGAGGGGGUGUGGAAGAAGCAGGAGGACUUCUCUAAUCCUUCGUCAAAGCACAACGAGGACUUGCGAAAGUUUUCCGACUUCGACAUGCCCACCAGCCCGCCGCUCACCAUCAACGACCUCGGGGGAGGAAACAGCCUGUCCAACUGGAGCCCCCACGCCAGCCUCGGCCGCGCGAAUCCGUCCGGCCCGCACAAGGACAAUCACCCUCCUGUUCCCCACAAGGGCAAAGCCCUGGAGGAGCUGGAGCGCCGCGCCGCCGCCGACAAGGCGCUGUCUGUGGAAGUGCGACUGGCAGCAGAGCGGGACUGGGAGGAGAAGAGGGCCAGUCUGACUCAGUACAGCGCCCAGGACAUCAACCGGCUGCUGGAGGAGACCCAGGCAGAGCUCAUGAAGGCCAUUCCAGAUCUGGAUUUCGCUGCCAAGCAGAUCAAGCCCUCCUCCAACACUCCAGCCACCCAGACCCCGCAGAGCGGGUCAGCGACGUUGGAGCACCGCGCCAGCAAGCCGCAGCACAAGCUUUCUGGGAAAGAGGGAGGAUCCAGACGAGGCUCCGAUGAGCUGACAGUACCUCGGUAUCGCACGGAGAAACCCUCCAAAUCUCCUCCACCUCCACCCCCUCGACGCAGCUUCCCCUCCUCUCCGGGGCUGACCACUCGCAGCGGGGAGCCGCUCAUCCCCGGGAAAAGUAUAAAGAAAUCUGAAUCUGAGGAGACAGAUGUUCAGAAACCUCACGUAAAACUGAGGAGAACUGUGUCCGAAAACCCCCGUCCCGCAUCCACGCCCCCGACCCUGGCCUCCGACCAGAAGGAGGACAGAGACGAGGACAAAAUCUCUACCGAAUCGGAGGAAAGGCACUUGUCUCCUGUCCCCUACAUCGUGUUGACAGAGUGCUCGCCUGGUUUCGCCUCUGAGGAUCCUGUCGAAGGUUUAGCAAACGAUGCCGAGGAGGAGAGUCCAUCCCGAAACCGCACCGGCCCCAAUGUGGUCUACAGGGCUACGGUUUCCAGAGAGAAGCAUUCAGGAAGCCCCCCUCAGCGGGAGAAGUGCGGUGCAGCUGCAGAAUGCAAACAGGAGAUCGCGCUGCUGCUGACGGAGCUGGAGAUCCGGGCGGUGUCUCCCCGUGAGACUCAGGAGCUCCUGACAACUGGAGCAGUCCUGCAUACUUUGAGCAUCUUUCCUCAGACACGGGAAGUCUCCGAGGCCCAGCUGUGUGUCCGGCCUGUCCUUGUGCUGUUCAAGGAGGCAAAUACUGUCAGGGAGGCUUACAAACUGCUGCAGUCCCUCCUGGAGAGAUCCAGACCUGUUCCCAAGGCCAGAGUUAAACCGUCCCAUCACCUGGGACAGCAGGGCGGUCUGGUGGAGGCUCUGAGGAGGGGAGCCCAGACGGGGGACAAAGUGCUGACACUGAAGACGAAGCCCGAGGUGGAGAAACAUCCAUUAAGCGAAGAGGAUGUCCGACGCAGCGCCUGCAGGAGGCUGGACAGCCUGGAGGAGACGAUCCGAGAGCUGGAGAAUACCCUGAUAGAGAUCAGUGGGAGUCCCACCACAGAGCCCCUCAGCUCUGAAGCCACCAGUGACAGUCUGACGUCAGACGCCAAGAAGCCGCCAGUGCCACCCAAACCGUCCUCCCUGAGCCCGGCGUCGACCCAGGGAGGAAAUAACUCCAGCGUUAGCAAGGCCCUCUCCUCCUCGGCUGCCUCCAAGCUGAAGCACCUGCAGCAGAACAGCACAGACAAGACUAAAAGUGUCAAGCGAGAGGACGGCCUGAAGAUCCAGGGCCAGCAGCAGCAGUGAGCGGCCUGUCCGUGUCCAGCCUCUUCAGCCUCCUCCUGCUCCCGUGACUACAGACACACACACACACACACACACACACACGCGUGCACACACACCCAUUUCGUCCCUUUACUUUGUCAGAUACCGUCACG
Salarias fasciatus (jewelled blenny) is the source of this 4941-nucleotide messenger RNA. It is a transcript of the gene srcin1a, whose product is annotated as SRC kinase signaling inhibitor 1a. The record is from RefSeq and is a predicted model, not a curated record. The transcript is spliced from 22 exons. Bases 389 to 4810 code for a protein of 1473 amino acids. Gene Ontology annotation, cellular component: actin cytoskeleton; postsynaptic density; cytoplasm. Lineage: Eukaryota; Metazoa; Chordata; Actinopteri; Blenniiformes; Blenniidae. Gene Ontology annotation, biological process: regulation of dendritic spine morphogenesis.